AUGUCAACCAAAAAUCUUCUCGGACAUCUCUUGAUGAUGAUUAUCUUUUCAUCAUCUUUACUCAUUAGUCAAUUCCAUAACAACAACCAUUGCGGACUUGUUUCAGCCGCUUCGAUAUCCAAACAACAACAACAAGUCUUGUCUCCGAAAACAACAUCUUUCUUUCAUAACUCUCUUCAAAACAUGAAAUCAUUCAUUUUCAAACCAAUUAUUUCUUCUCAUGAACAAGUAGCUGUCAUCAUGUCAACAACAAUUGACAUUUUCAAUAGUUUGGAUGACAGCAACUCGACCCAUACGAAAACAAUUUCAAAAGAUAUUCGACUUCAACAACUGGAUCCAUAUCCAUUGAGUGGUAUUUCUCUUGGAAUUUCAGUUCUCUUUGGAUUGUUCUUUUUGGGUGUAUUGUUGUUUCUUAUAGUGUUCAUGAUGAGGACACAAGUGAGAAACAAGAUGAUGAAAAAUCAAAAAAUCAUGUUGAGUUUGGUGAUGGUUUUGAUGAUAUUUGAAUGUUUGGGAUUGUUGGUGAGAAUUAUUUACGACUGUAUUAGUAUUCACACAGUUUCCAAAAUUGUCAGUCAUGUGGAAGUGACAUUUGGCGUUGAACAAGCACAAAUUGCAACGCAAAGCAUGAAUAGUACAGUGAGUGCUUUUGAUGCUGGCAUUCCCGAUGCAAACAUCAUUAUCAUGUAUUUGAUGGGUAGUUUUGAAGUUCUUACUAUUAUUGGAAAUUUAUGCACAAUUUCCAUAAUUAUGACCUUCGUGUCGUUUGUGUUUUUAAAAACUGUGAAACUUGCUGGAGGCUCUGCUUUCACACCCAAGCAAUAUCAACUAUUACUUUGGAUUGUGAAUGGAGGAGGAACGUUUUUUGCAUCAUUGAUUGCAACAUGUGUCGUGUUGGUCUCGAUGGCAUAUUUUGUGUUCAAAAUUCGAGUGAUUUAUGAUUUUCAAUUACCAAUCUUUAUUGUGGCUUAUUUAAUUUAUGUCAUUCAAUUAUUAUUUCAACUCGUUUCUUUUAAUAUUGUAUCCAUUAGUGUGUUGAAAAUUAUCAAACAACGAUCGAGUCAACUCAACAGAAAAAAGUCACAAACUCCUCUUCUCAAAGUCAUUGCUCUCCAAACAGGUUUAACACUUUGUGCGUUCAUUCAAGUCGUUGCCAUGGGUUGCAGUGCUGUCAUGACCGAAUGGGUCUAUAUGAAAUUAUUUUAUUAUUUUUUAAAUUGUUUAGGAAUUUUAUUAUUUACAACCUUAAUUCUUCCGUUAUAUCAUCCGUUGUUUAUGGAUACGGCCAAAGAAUUGAAACAAUUGAAUACGAAUAAUAAUGAACAACAAAAUUCCCAAUCAACCACUCGUGAACAAGAGUCCUCUGAGAUGCACUUGUCUCCUAAUGGAUCGAAACGAAAGAGUCUUUCAGUUGUAGAAUUGCAAAGCGUUUAG
Molecule: messenger RNA, 1434 nt
Organism: Naegleria lovaniensis
Lineage: Eukaryota; Heterolobosea; Eutetramitea; Acrasida; Naegleriidae
Exons: 2
Coding region: 1-1434 (477 amino acids)
Source: RefSeq, a predicted model, not a curated record